This is a messenger RNA of Delphinapterus leucas (beluga whale), 610 nucleotides long. RefSeq names its product interferon-induced transmembrane protein 3. The record is from RefSeq and is a predicted model, not a curated record. Gene Ontology annotation, cellular component: plasma membrane. Gene Ontology annotation, biological process: negative regulation of viral genome replication; response to interferon-beta; response to interferon-alpha. NCBI's taxonomy places the organism in Eukaryota, Metazoa, Chordata, Mammalia, Artiodactyla, Monodontidae.
UCAGUGAAAUCGAAACUACUGGGGAAAGGGAGGACCCCUGAGAGUCUCCAGGCACCUGGAUCACAGCUGCCUCACGUCCACCAUGAACCACACAUCCCAACCCUUCUUCAAUGGUGCCCACAGCGGGAUCCCCCCGAACUAUGAGAUGCUCAAGGAGGAGCACGAGGUGGCCAUGCUGGGGGCUCCCCAGAGCCAGGCCCCCGUGACGACCACGGUGAUCAACGUCCGCAGCGAGACCUCGGUGCCCGAUCACAUCGUCUGGUCCCUGUUCAACACGAUCUUCAUGAACUGGUGCUGCCUGGGCUUCGUGGCAUUCGCCUACUCUGUGAAGUCUAGGGACCGGAAGAUGGUGGGCGAUGUCAUUGGGGCCCAGAGCUAUGCCUCCACCGCCAAGUGCCUGAACAUCUGCGCCCUGGUCCUGGGCAUCCUUCUGAUCACCGUCUUCAUCGUUAUUCUCGCCACUGGCUCCGUGAUGGUUUUUCAAGCAGUUUCCCAGCUCAUGAAGGAUUAUGGAGGCCACUAGUAGCUGCCGGCAGCCCGAGGCCGUCACCCCUUUUCACUGCAGUUUAUACACGCAUCUGUCCACAGCUGAAUGAAAUAAAGCAUUUGU